CUCCCUUUUCUGUAUCGAUACUAACGGCACUCUAGCAGUGUCUGUACUUUCUUCUCAUAAUCAACGUCUGUGACGUCCAUCGGUCUCUCGUUCAACCGUCUUCUCCUUCACGACAAAACUCUCCACGUGCACUCCUGCGUAUUACGAACAUUAUUUCAUCGACCUUCCGCCCAGCUCGUGUCAUCACUCACCAGAACCAGUUCAACGCUUUCUACCCACCCCACGCCCUCAAUCAUGGUCUACGAAACCUCUCAGCGCGUCCACUACCCCGCUGAAGACUCGGUCCGCUGGAUCGUCGAGCCCAAGCCUGUUCGCUCCACCCGCGUCUCCGCAACCAAAAUCAUCGAGAGGCAGAUCAUCCGCGCGUGGAAGAAGGUCACCGGCGCGGCGCACAAGCAGCCCCGCGCGUCCUUUUUGCCGCACGACUUUGUGCUCGUCACUGCCGCCGCGCGCCGCAGGAGCAUCAUGCACGCUGCCGCGCGCCGGGAGUGAGCGCGCUCUCGCUGUGUCUCAUUGUAGAACGGGUACGGAGUUAUGAACACAUGACGAGGCUACGGUAGCCUGCGACGACACAGACUGGACUCAUCAUAUGCACGCGAUAUGCACUCUGUGGACGUUUUCUUUCUCUUCCUUGUAUGGCUCCUCAUGUAUCAUGAUAUAGAUCUAGAACUCUGGUUGAUAUCCUCCUCUCUCGGCAUCGUGUCGAUACCCCCAUCAUCGCAUUAUUAUACCCUGUCUUACUUACGUGUAUAUAUUCUUAAUGUUGUAUAUAGCUGCGAUACCUGUCUCUGUGCUGGUUUUCGUACCUCACAAUCUUACCUGCAAUGACUUC
Coniophora puteana RWD-64-598 SS2 is the source of this 832-nucleotide messenger RNA. RefSeq lists its product as uncharacterized. NCBI's taxonomy places the organism in Eukaryota, Fungi, Basidiomycota, Agaricomycetes, Boletales, Coniophoraceae. The record is from RefSeq and is a predicted model, not a curated record. The transcript is spliced from 2 exons. Bases 235 to 492 code for a protein of 85 amino acids.